CCCGGGGCCGGUUGGUCAUCCCGCAGGGGAGGCGCCGCGGGCGGCCCAGCCUGGGGCCGGGGUCGGAGCUCCGGACGGGACAGCCGGGAGCCGGGUUCCCGGCGGCGGCGGCGGCGGCGGCGGCGGCCCGAGGCGCGCGCCGGUUCCCCCCGUGAAUUCCGGGUCCCCGGCCCUCGAGGCACGGUGUCCGCGGCGGGGGCGGUGCUCGGCCAGCCAUGAGCUCUCCGUCGCCCGCCCGCAAGGGCUUUUAUCGCCAGGAGGUGACCAAGACGGCCUGGGAGGUGCGCGUCGUGUACCAGGAUCUGCAGCCCGUGGGCUCGGGCGCCUACGGCGCCGUGUGCUCGGCGGUGGACAGCCGCACGGGCGCCAAGGUGGCCAUCAAGAAGCUGUACCGGCCCUUUCAGUCCGAGCUGUUCGCCAAGCGCGCCUACCGCGAGCUGCGCCUGCUGAAGCACAUGCGCCACGAGAACGUGAUUGGGCUGCUGGACGUGUUCACGCCCGAUGAGACGCUGGAUGACUUCACGGACUUCUACCUGGUGAUGCCGUUCAUGGGCACCGACCUGGGAAAGCUCAUGAAGCACGAGAAGCUGAGCGAGGACCGGGUGCAGUUCCUCGUCUACCAGACACUCAAGGGGCUGAAGUACAUCCACGCUGCCGGCGUCAUCCACAGGGACUUGAAGCCCAGCAACUUGGCUGUGAACGAGGACUGUGAGCUGAAGAUCCUGGACUUCGGCCUGGCCCGGCAGGCAGACACCGAGAUGACUGGCUACGUGGUGACCCGGUGGUACCGCGCACCCGAGGUCAUCUUGAACUGGAUGCACUACACGCAGACAGUGGACAUCUGGUCCAUGGGCUGCAUCAUGGCCGAGAUGAUCACGGGGAAGACGCUCUUCAAAGGCAGCGACCACCUGGACCAGCUGAAGGAGAUCAUGAAGGUGACGGGGACGCCUCCAGCGGAGUUUGUGCAGAGGCUGCAAAGUGACGAGGCCAAGAACUACAUGAAGGGCCUCCCUGAGCUGGAGAAGAAGGAUUUUGCCUCCGUCCUGACCAACGCGAGCCCCCUGGCCGUGAGCCUCCUGGAGAAAAUGCUGGUGCUGGACGCGGAGCGGCGGGUGACGGCGGCCGAGGCGCUGGCCCACCCCUACUUUGAGUCGCUGCACGACACGGAGGACGAGCCCCAGGCCGAGAAGUAUGAUGAGUCCUUUGACGAUGUGGACCGCACGCUGGAUGAGUGGAAGCGGGCUUCUCCACACGGACCUCCCCAGUGUGGCCCGGCCCCCUCCCUGCAUGAGCGUCAGACGGAAGGCCUGGGAGGCACCCCACGGAGGGUAACACGACGGUGCAGCUCACUGGGCAAAGCACACAGACCACUCGCUGUCGAGGCACGGUCCUCUGAGCGGGGCCCCGGGAGCCCCAGUGGUCCCCCAGACGGGCGCUCUCCCAGCCCGGCGAGUGUGGGCACGCGGGGGGAGGCGGAGCAGCACCCCCUCCCUUGGGACUGCCCGCUCUGGGCAUGGUGCGGGGAACGUGGGGACUGGUGCAGAAGCCCGAGAUGCAGGUGGUCAGUGGGGAUUCCACUUUUGUUUGAGGCUUCAUAGACGUUCUGGAUGCAGAAGCUGGAACGCCCUGGUGGGACUCUGCGUAGCUCCACUCAAGUGAACACACUGGUUUAUGUUCCUGCAACAUCCUCUGUUCACUGAGGCAGGCUGUGGGGCCAAAGCCACUCUAGGGGCUGUGGGUGUGGGCUGGCUACAGGAGUCCCAUCAGGGUGGACAGUCCCUGUGGAUGGACACGGGAGGACUCGCACAUGUGGGACAAAGGAGCUCCCUUGGUGCCUAAGCCCUGGCAGUCAGAGUCAGAUCUCUGACUGUCAUUUAGGGGGGCGGUGAGCCCCUCAGUCAGUGACCUGUGCUCUGGGCCCAGGAGUUUUCCCCACCCCCACCCCGAGUGGAAUCUCAGGAGUUACCACUGGUCCGGGCAAGUACUUGGUUUUGGUCGCUGGCGUCGAUCCUUGGUGUGCAAGGUGGACCUGUCUGAUGGGUGGUGGGCUCCUUCUCCCGUGAUUCUCUCCUUCUGG
This is a messenger RNA of Bubalus bubalis (water buffalo), 2077 nucleotides long. It is a transcript of the gene MAPK12, whose product is annotated as mitogen-activated protein kinase 12. The record is from RefSeq and is a predicted model, not a curated record. Lineage: Eukaryota; Metazoa; Chordata; Mammalia; Artiodactyla; Bovidae. Gene Ontology annotation, molecular function: MAP kinase activity; ATP binding. The coding region runs from base 216 to 1598 and encodes 460 amino acids. Gene Ontology annotation, cellular component: nucleus; cytoplasm. Gene Ontology annotation, biological process: protein phosphorylation; MAPK cascade. The transcript has 12 exons.